Plasmodium inui San Antonio 1 is the source of this 1218-nucleotide messenger RNA. RefSeq lists its product as hypothetical. Bases 1 to 1218 code for a protein of 405 amino acids. The transcript has a single exon. NCBI's taxonomy places the organism in Eukaryota, Apicomplexa, Aconoidasida, Haemosporida, Plasmodiidae. The record is from RefSeq and is a predicted model, not a curated record.
AUGAGCCAGAAUGGAUUUCCCUUUUCAAGCUAUAUGGAUCAUCUUCUGUCUGAGGGCACCAAGGGCCAGUGUGAAGGGAAGCCGCAGGAGACACAGUCGAGGCUAUGUACCAUCAGGAACGGGAAGUUUAAUACGGAUGAGAAGAACACAUGGUUAGAACCGUAUAUCAGAUCAAAGACAGGGGGAGAGGUCAAGACAGUCCUCGAAGCUAGUGCUUCAAUUUGUAAGAAUAUGGAAAAGUGGGCUAUGGCGUUGGUGAAGGCCGCAAGAGCUCAUAAUACAUUUGAAGAAACUCCAGAUUGUAGUAUUGAUGGGCUUGGAUUAGGAUUAAGGAGCGGAACAAGCUCAGGAAGAUGUCCAAGAGGGAGACUCUCACUCGAGUGGAAUGAGUAUAGCAAGAGCGAUGGAUUGACCAAGAAUAGUUCUUCUUGGAGGAGGUUGAGGGUAUGUCAGGAUAUAGUGGAGAUGAUAGUUGAGAUUUUCGGCAUAGGAUAUAGGCAGAAGCAGUUUCCAAUAGCCCCACGGGGGCAAGGGGGGUUAUGUGACUCAAUAUAUAAAGGAUUGGCCAGCUGGGGGGGUCAACGAGUAGCCCAGAUGAUAAUGAAGGAGUGGUAUACACAACAGGUUAAAAUGAGAACGGGAGGACAGGAUUAUCUAAUAAGAGGGAAGGAUUUUUUUGAGUUGAUUCAGGAGAUUAUUUGGGGCACCGAUAAAGCCGAUAAGAUGUUUGGCUGCACACCGUGCGAGCAAACCUCUGAAACACAACCAACGGACGAAGUCCAGUGGUGUGACAUGAGAUUAAGUGGAGAGGACCAAUCCGUAAACCGGCUUGCCCCGGGCAACGCCUCCCAAAAGGCCUCAAGGGGUGCUGAAGGCGAAGACGUCUCAGGGGUAUCCUCGGAUUCACACCCGGGAAGACAACAGACGGGUUCACAUUUGCCAGGGAGGGACUCGGCACCGGUACCCAAGCAAGAGCAGGACCUAGAGGAGGGGGAUGUGGGGCCUAAAGGGGGUGUCUCAUCGACGCCUUCAGGAGGGAUUGAAGAGACAACAGCGAACGGGGGCUUUAUCUCAGAAGUCCUAGGAGGUGGGGCUUCCCUAGUGUUAGGACUGGGGGCGUCCUAUGGUCUGUAUAGAGUAUUUCGUCGUAAUAGAGUAGGGUCAGCCAGCGAGAGGAGGUCAGGUGUCUCAGGGACGUUGGGGUAUGCAAUGAGAUAA